Molecule: messenger RNA, 1400 nt
Organism: Linum tenue
Lineage: Eukaryota; Viridiplantae; Streptophyta; Magnoliopsida; Malpighiales; Linaceae
Source: the annotation of a GenBank genome assembly
CUCUCAUCAAUUCUCUCUCUAAACCCCCCUCGCUCUCUAUCCCAGUUCGUCCUUUUCCUGCCUUUCCCAUCUUGCUCCGGCGAGAAACAAAUGUCGCCGGCGGGGAGGAAACGGCGGGUACGGUCAGGGGAGGAAGGAGGAAGAGGAGGAGAAGUAAUAAGGAAGUUCUACCCUGCUCCGUUGGCAGCCCACGAGGUUGUAGUUGAAGAUGGUGUGGCCUUCUGGAGCACUCUCAGGCGCUUCCAUUUCCUCAUGGGAACCACCUUCUCGAUUCCUGUGAUUGGAGGGAAAUACCUGGAUUUGCAUGUCCUCUAUAUUGAGGCCACGAAAAGGGGCGGUUUUGAGAAGGUGGUUGCAGAGAAGAAAUGGAAGGAAGUGGGCUCGGUGUUUCGAUUCUCUCGCACAACGACAAGUGCUUCCUUUGUGCUAAGGAAGCAUUACCUUGAGAUCCUGUACCAUUAUGAACAAGUCCACUUGUUUAGGGUCCAGGGUCUAAUCUUUGCCGAAAUCGGCAAACAAAAGGCAUCUCGUCGUCGGACUGGAGGACGACGGUCUUUCAGGAAGCCUACAGUGGCCGUUUUACUAGGCUCUUCUUCUGCUCCUCAUCCCAACUCUGUUCGAAAUUCAUCUAAUCCGGUCCCUGCUAAGGAGCCAUCCACAUUUACCGCGACAGGGACAAUCGAAACCAAAUUUGAGUCGGGCUACAUAGUCUCUAUGAAAAUUGGUACAGAGAUCCUAACCGGAGUUCUGUACCAUUCUGUUGUUGCGCCCUCUUCUAUUGUUACCGCCCAGGCCGCCCCUCCUCGGGGCGUCACAACCGCUGCCGCCCUAGUGUCGUUCGCACCUAGGAGGUCCCGGCACUACGGAGGGGGCGGCGACGGCGGCCGGAGAAGAAGGGACAGCAGAAGAAGGAUGGAGGACCCUGACUACCCUAAAUCCAACAGGAGUGGCUACAACUUCUUCUUUGCGGAGCGGCACUACCAGCUCAAGAAGACGCACCCCAAACAGAAGAGGGAUUUCACCAAAAUGAUUGGACAGGCUUGGACCAAUCUCAGUGCAGAAGAGAAAUCGGUAAAACUGUGUGAAUUAAAGAAAAGGGUCCAAAAAGGUGUGUAGGUGUAUCAAACCAUAGGGAUGAAGGACAAGGAAAGGUACAAGAGGCAACUGAAGGAGUAUCACGAGAGGAAGAAGCUGAAGCUAGCUGCUGAAGGCUCUCCAAGUUUUUAAUUUAAAUUUAGACGAAACAUAGAGUAAGAGUGUUGUCAUCAAUUUGGCGAAUGGAAAUGGAAAAGUGGGUAUUUGGUAUUGAAGACCAGGUGGUUUAUAGACUAAUGUUUCAUUUUGGAUGGAAUUGUUAACUUAUGUGAGCUAAGUUUAUCAUUGAUAUGAAGGGCUUUAAA